ACUACAGCUACUUCCAGUCGCUCCGACAGUCAUAUCGACAAUGUUUGUUUUCAAGUUUUAGUUAAAUUUUUAAAAAUGAAGAUCGUUCUCCAAAAUGUGUUGUGGCUGCUCGUCUUCGUGGCGUACCAAUAUUUCUGUCUGGCCAAUGAGUCCGCUACUAUAGGAGUAAUUUUCAGCGAGGAAAUCAAUCAGUCCGCGGUUGUGCUGAAAUCCACAAUACACAAAAAGAACACUUUCGACCACAUCGUUUAUUUUAGGACCAACGUUAAACAGGUGUCCAAAUAUGAUUCCUUCGAAGCCAGCAAGACCUUAUGUAAAAUAUUGGCAGAAGACGACGGAGUCGCAGCAGUGAUAAGCCUGAAUUCACCGACGAUCGCCCUACUGGAAUCGAUAUGCGCCCAGUUCGAAGUGCCAUUCUUCAUGACUUCAUGGAAAGCUCCUACUACUAGACAAGUCGAGACUGUUUUCAAUUUCUUUCCGAAAGCAGAACUCUUCUCGCAAGCACUAGCAGAAGUGGUGAGGAGCUUGCAGUGGAGCAGCUUCGUCAUCGUCUACGAACACGAAGAAGGCCUCGUCAGGAUGCAGGACAUCUUAAAGCUUCAGGACAUCUCACACGACAGCAAGCAUAAUAAUAUUCGAGUUAAGCAGUUAGGCCCAGGUGACGACCAUCGGUCAUUACUGAAAGAAAUAAAGAAUGCCUCGGAAACCAACAUAAUUUUGGAUUGUGAAACAGAACACAUAAUACCAAUCCUAAAGCAAGCUAAAGAUCAGAACUUAUUAAAUAUAAAUAACAACUACUUUUUAACAUCAUUGGACGCGCACACACUGAAUUACACAGAAUUGCGCACCGCUGCAAAUAUAACUACUAUAAGGCUCUUUAAUUAUAACACUGAAGACUUUAACAACAUUUUGGAGAGAUGGAAGCUGCUCAACAGUUACGACAAGAUGAUUUCUCUUGAGGGGCAUCAGAUCAGGACGGAAACGGUGCUUUUCCACGACGCACUGCUGCACCUCACCACUUCCAUAAACGAAUUAUUAAAGACCGAGAAGAGCAUAAGGUCCAACUCCAUCAACUGCUUUGGAAGCACAACCUCCAGAAACGGAUACACCUUUGCAUCGUACAUGAAAGAGAGAAAACCUUUGCUGACCCUAUCUGGCCCUAUAGAAUUCGACAAUUAUGGAAAUCGCAUCGAUUUUAACAUACACGUGGUGGAUGUUAUUGAAAACCAGAUACUUGCGGAUUGGUACGCAAGCAACUCGUCGCUGGUUUUGCGCAGAAACUCCAACGAAAGGGAAUUCGCGGCAGUCACAAAUCUCCAAAAGAUUGUCGUGAAUGUGACGUCCAGGCUUGGUGACCCUUAUUUAAUGAAGAAAACCCCUGAAGAGGGUAAGACAUUGUAUGGAAACGACAGGUAUGAAGGUUACUCGAUGGAUUUAAUCCAAGAAAUAGCAAAUAUUAUCGGCUUCAGAUUUGAAUUUCAUUUAACUAAAGACGGACAAUACGGCAAAUGGGAUGAAAGCCAAAAGAGAUGGACGGGACUAGUUGGAGAUCUCUUAGAGGGGAGGGCACAACUAGCCAUUUGCGACUUGACAAUCACUCAUCAAAGAAGAGAAGCUGUUGAUUUCAGCACCCCAUUUAUGAGUUUAGGUAUAAGCAUUUUAUAUAAAGAAGAAGCAGAAGAGGACAUCAACAUGUUCGCCUUCUUAGAUCCCUUUUCGAUGCCCAUCUGGAUAUAUACAGCCACAUUGUAUCUGGUUAUUUCUGUCGUAUUAUAUUUCAUAUCGAGGAUGACUCCUGGAGAUUGGGAAAAUCCGCACCCGUGCAAUGAAAAUCCAGAGGAACUGGAAAAUAUAUGGAGCAUCAAGAACUGCCUGUGGUUAACCUUGGGGUCCAUAAUGACGCAAGGCUGCGAUAUAUUGCCAAAAGGGAUAUCAUCGAGAAUGGCGGUUUCGAUGUGGUGGUUCUUCUCCCUCAUCGUGACCAGCUCCUACACGGCAAACCUGGCUGCUUUCCUGACCAAAGACAGAAUGGAAUCCAGCAUUAAAGGAGCCGAGGAUCUCGCGAAACAGACCAAAAUUAAAUACGGCGUGGUGGACGGGGGAUCGACCAUGAGCUUCUUCAAAGAUAGCAACGUCAGCACUUACAAGAGGAUGUGGAUAAACAUGGAAUCGACCAGGCCCAGCGUCUUCGAGAAACAUAACAAUGACGGUGUCAAGAGGGUUCAAUCGCAAAAAGGAAACUACGCUUUUCUGAUGGAAUCUACUCAAAUCGAAUACGAAAUAGAAACCAAAUGCGAUCUGAAACAAGUGGGCGGCUCCUUAGAUUCGAAGAGCUUUGGCAUCGCGAUGCCAAUGAAUUCCGGUUAUAGAACUGCCAUCAAUAAAGCCAUCUUGAAGCUCCAAGAAAAUGGAAAACUGAAAGAAUUAAAAGAAACGUGGUGGAAGAAAAAGAGGAAAGAACCUUCUUGUGAAACAGUUGAAGCUAAGGACACAACGAAUAGUCCGGAAUUGGCUCUAGCUAACGUUGGGGGUGUGUUUUUCGUACUAGGGAUUGGCAUAGCAAUAGCAGUUACGGUAGCCAUAUGUGAAUUCCUGUGGAACGUUAGAAGUGUAUCCGUAGAUGAGCAUUUGACGUACUGGGAAGCGUUGAAAGUGGAGUUCAAGUUUGCUUGCAACGUAUGGAUAACAAAGAAGAGAAUAAAACCAGUAAUCGCCGAGUCCUCGUCGGCCGGAAGUAACAAGAACGACAACAAAAGCAUGAUACACAGCAUUUUUCAGAGUGCUGGAUCACUUCUGAAUUUGAACAACUAACUAAAAAAAAAUGAUUUUGUAUCGUAUACAUACGUUAUAACGAAAAUAAAACACCAGACAUUGAUAGAA
Anoplophora glabripennis (Asian longhorned beetle) is the source of this 2880-nucleotide messenger RNA. Its product is annotated as glutamate receptor ionotropic, kainate 2-like. Lineage: Eukaryota; Metazoa; Arthropoda; Insecta; Coleoptera; Cerambycidae. The record is from RefSeq and is a predicted model, not a curated record. Gene Ontology annotation, molecular function: glutamate-gated receptor activity; transmitter-gated monoatomic ion channel activity involved in regulation of postsynaptic membrane potential. Gene Ontology annotation, cellular component: plasma membrane; postsynaptic membrane. Gene Ontology annotation, biological process: synaptic transmission, glutamatergic; modulation of chemical synaptic transmission; monoatomic ion transport. The transcript is spliced from 15 exons. Bases 76 to 2811 code for a protein of 911 amino acids.